Oldenlandia corymbosa var. corymbosa is the source of this 2125-nucleotide messenger RNA. The record is from the annotation of a GenBank genome assembly. NCBI's taxonomy places the organism in Eukaryota, Viridiplantae, Streptophyta, Magnoliopsida, Gentianales, Rubiaceae.
CCAAGUUUAAAAAGCUCUUUGCUGAGUCAUACCCUAAGAAAAACUCGUCAUAAACCAUGGCGCUCUCAUACGCUGCCACCACCACCUCCAGUAGUUCUACCACCAUCCUCCGCCUCCCGCCGACGGGCAAAUCCAUUCCAGGUGCUUUUUUUUCACCUAAAGUUAGGCUGUUUACUGUAAAGUGCUCGUCUGUUUCUCUCUCCUCUGAAGGCUUUUCUGCUGGGUUGGUAGAAAGACCUUGGAAGGUAGCAGAUGCUAGACUCGUGCUUGAGGAUGGCUCAGUAUGGAAGGCAAAGUCCUUUGGUGCUUCUGGAACUCAAGUUGGUGAAGUGGUUUUCAACACAUCUUUAACAGGAUAUCAGGAGAUCCUCACUGAUCCUAGUUACGCUGGUCAAUUUGUUUUGAUGACAAAUCCCCAUAUUGGGAACACUGGUGUGAAUUUUGAUGAUGAAGAAUCAAGGCAAUGUUUCCUGGCAGGGCUAGUAAUAAGAAGCUUGAGUAUCAGUACCUCAAAUUAUAGAUGUACUCAGACACUUGGUGACUACUUGGCAGAGCGAAGCAUCAUGGGCAUAUAUGAUGUUGAUACUCGUGCAAUUACUCGGAGAUUAAGAGAAGAUGGGAGCCUCAUUGGUGUAUUGAGCACCGAAAACUCCAAAUCAGAUGAGGAACUUCUACAGAUGUCACGUAGUUGGGACAUUGUUGGUAUCGACCUUAUAAGUGGUGUCUCAUGUACUAGUCCCUAUGAAUGGGUCGAUAGAACAGGCUCAGAGUGGGAUUUCAACUUUAGUGGAAGGAACAAAGAAACGUUCCAUGUUGUAGCAUAUGAUUUUGGCAUCAAAUCAAACAUACUCAGGCGUCUGGCAUCAUACGGCUGUAAAAUCACAGUUGUGCCUGCAACAUGGCCAGCAGCUGAAACCUUGAAGAUGAAACCAGAUGGAGUUCUUUUUAGCAAUGGUCCAGGAGACCCAUCUGCAGUUCCCUAUGCUGUUAAUACUGUGAAAGAGAUAAUUGGAAAAGUUCCUGUUUUUGGAAUCUGCAUGGGACAUCAGUUGCUUGGUCAAGCAUUAGGUGGAAAAACCUUUAAAAUGAAGUUUGGUCACCAUGGGGGAAAUCACCCAGUUCGGAACAUUCGAAAAGGCAGCGUUGAGAUUAGUGCUCAGAAUCAUAACUAUGCUGUUGACCCUGCAUCAUUACCUGAUGGCGUAGAAGUAACUCAUGUUAACCUCAACGAUGGAAGCUGUGCCGGUCUUGCCUAUGAGAACUUAAAGCUAAUGUCACUCCAAUACCAUCCUGAAGCGUCUCCUGGUCCUCAUGAUUCAGAUCCUGUGUUUGGAGAUUUCGUACAACUCAUGAAGCAAGAAAAGUCGAAACAAUGAUGCUGCAGUCAAAAUUUGGAAGAAAUUAGUCGAUUUUGCAGGUUUUGCUUUAUCAAUGUGUUAUGAGAAAUAGUGGUUGAAGAUAUCGAAUUGAAAUUCAGCAGGGAGAAUCAUACAUCUCCAAAAGUUGAAAAGUUGUCCGAGUUGAACUUUUAUGUUGCACUUGUAGUCGCCAAUCUCUUGAUUGCUGCCACGGCAAAGAUGAUCUGUGUUUUUGCUGUGUAUGGAGUUCAUUAUUAUUUGGUGUGUGGAAAACGUCAAUGAUGCUGCAAUUGAAACCACUCACUCGUCAAUGGAAUGGACAAUUGCAGAGUUGGUGAAUCAUCCAAAUGUUCAAAACAAAAUCAGAGAUGAAAUCCACACGAACAUCAAAGAAAACCCAGUCACCGAAUCAAACCUUCAGGGACUACCAUGUUUUUACAAGCCACCGUCAAUGAGGCGAUCUUUUAUUAUACUCAACAGUGUAGCGAAUUCGGAAUGAACUAGAAUACCUCAUUUUUCUUACAGUCGAAAGCAAGAUGUAGUAUGGUCAUACAAACUUCGUUUUUAGAGCUUAAGAACUCGGAAUCGUUCAAAAUCAGCGACAAAGACUUCAGAGAACCUAACUGAGCAUCCAACCGAGAGGAAAAUACACAUUGUUUUUCUCAUGGUCUCGACCUGUGCGAGUAAAAAUAAAUUUUGAUGGAUUCUCGAUCCUAAAUCCAGGAAAAUGCCGGCUGUGGAAUAGUUUUUUUGUGAUACAUAUGGAC